UUGCGCCUUCCAAUAGAUGGCGACGAGGAACAGGAUGAAGAUGGCAAGAAGAAAAGGCCCGGUUUUGUUCCCUGUUUGAGCGUCCCCAAAAUCCCAGAUGGAGAAAAAGUGGAUUUUGACGACAUCCACCGCAAGCGAAUGGAGAAAGACCUGACGGAACUCCAGACUCUAAUCGAGGAUCACUUUGAGAAGCGCAAGAAGGAGGAGGAGGAGCUCCUCAGCCUCACCACCCGCAUCGAGAAGCGCCGGUCCGAGAGAGCCGAGCAGAUGAAGAUCAGAGCGGCGAGGGAAAAAGAACGACAGAACAAAAUGGCCGAGGAGAAAGCGAGGAAGGAGGAGGAAGAGGCCAAGAAGAAAGCCGACGAAGACGCCAGGAAGAAGUUGAUCCUGAGCAACCUGAGCUUCACCGGCUAUAAACAGACGCAGACGGGAACGAAGCGGGUAACGGAGCGAGAGAAGAAACGGAAGAUCCUCAACGACCGCCGCCGGGAGUUAAACAUUGAUCACCUGAGGGAGGACAAACUCAGGGAAAAGGCCAAAGAGUUGAUGGAUUGGAUUCGGCAGCUGGAGUCCGAGAAGUUUGACCUUCAGUACAAAUACAUGAAGCAGAAAUACGAGGUGAAUGUGCUGAGGAACCGCGUCAGCGACCAUCAGAAAAUUUCAAAGGGCAGCAGGAGCAAGCGAGGCCUGAGGAAGUAACAACAACGCUCUAAUGUUUCCUUACAAUUUGCCUUCCAGUAUAAAAAAUAUUAAGCCAUCUUCAUGAUUGUGAAAUCGAGUGAAUAAAAGCGUCACGAUGA
Syngnathoides biaculeatus (alligator pipefish) is the source of this 800-nucleotide messenger RNA. Its product is annotated as troponin T, cardiac muscle isoforms-like. Gene Ontology annotation, biological process: regulation of muscle contraction; sarcomere organization; cardiac muscle contraction. The record is from RefSeq and is a predicted model, not a curated record. Bases 139 to 699 code for a protein of 186 amino acids. NCBI's taxonomy places the organism in Eukaryota, Metazoa, Chordata, Actinopteri, Syngnathiformes, Syngnathidae. The transcript is spliced from 10 exons. Gene Ontology annotation, cellular component: troponin complex. Gene Ontology annotation, molecular function: tropomyosin binding; troponin I binding; troponin C binding.